Molecule: messenger RNA, 444 nt
Organism: Knipowitschia caucasica
Lineage: Eukaryota; Metazoa; Chordata; Actinopteri; Gobiiformes; Gobiidae
Source: the annotation of a GenBank genome assembly
AUGUGUGUCUGGCUGGCUGGCUGGGGGAGUAGUCGCUCGGUGGACCGCCUGCCUGAUAUGCUGCCAACUUGGGUGCUGGCUCCUCAUGCACUAUGUGGGUAUGACAUUAAGGCUUGGCCUCGUUGGGCACUCGCACAGACACCUCAGACGGCUGGCGAGACUUGCAGGCCUCUCCAGCCUCCCUCCAGUCUUCCUCCAUUACACCUCCGAAGUACUGAUGAUGGCAGGUCGCGGUGGAGAAGCUGUCCUCACGCUGCCCGUCACAUCCUCGCCACUUUCAUCCCCUUGCUCACUUCAAAAGUGACAUCUGUCAUCAGUAAGAAGCUUGGAAGCACAGUGUUCCUGCGAUGUGCUGCUUUGAUGGUGAUUUGGCCCCAGGCGUUUGUCAUACAUAACUUAGCUCGUUCCUGUGUCCCCAACAGGAGACCGAAGGAACUGAAGUGA